AAUAUGAUAAAACCGAUAUUGAAAUAAUAAUGGAUUUAUCAAAAACAAUGUAAUCACGAGAAAUCUUAAAUACAAUAAAUACACCUGACACCCAUUUUAUCAAUUUCAUUUGGUGCAAAAUAAACAAGGAUUAAAGUGUAUACGAUGUUCAGAUUGAAUCAUCACUGACUCAUCAUGUAUUUCAACAUUGGAACCGUUCUACUUUGGGCUGUUGCCUUCUAUAAUGCUGAAGCUUACUCUAUACCCUCCUGUGAUAGCCACAUAUACUGCCAAGGAAAACUUUUAGAUACCAUACAAAAAGCAAAGGUCUUCCAAGAUUCCAAGACAUUCGUCGACCAACGUAUGUUAUAUGACGAAUCAACAAUCUUUGACAACUUCCAAGAGCUUAUGAACACAACGGACAGCAAACCAAGUAAACAACAAAUCAAAACUUUCCUUCAGAGCAACUUCGCUGACGGAGAUGAACUUCAAAAUUGUACAUUACCAGACUAUGACGAGAACCCAUCGUUUUUAACAAGAAUAAACAAUGAAACCUUGAGAGACUUCGCCAGUCAAAUCGUCAAGAUUUGGCCAACUUUAGCCAGACAAAUAAAACCUGAAAUAAUCGAAGACAGCUCAAAAUAUUCCAUACUGCCUGUGCCAAAUACCUUCGUGGUACCUGGAGGAAGAUUCAAGGAAUCUUAUUACUGGGAUAGCUUCUGGAUUAUUGAAGGUCUCUUAAUAUCUGGAAUGUCUCAAACGGCACAGAGUAUGAUCGAGAACUUCCUGCAUAUUGUAGAUGAAUAUGGAUUCAUUCCAAAUGGUCUCAGGGUUUACUACCUCAAUAGAGCUCAUCCACCUUUGCUCACUCCCAUGGUAACGAUGUUGAUGAACUCUACCAACGAUUUGGACUGGCUUCAAAAGAACAUACAUCUUUUGGAUAAAGAACUGGAGUUCUACUUGAGUAAUAGAUCUGUCGAAGUGAACUACAAGGAGAAGACAUACACCAUGUUUCACUACGAUAGUGAAAGUGGUUCUCCUCGACCUGAAUCUUAUAUUGAAGAUGUAGAGACUUGUGGAGUCUUGAGUGAUGAAAACCAAAUCGAAGAAUGUUACAAAGACUUGAAGAGUGGUGCAGAAAGUGGAUGGGACUUUUCUUACAGAUGGGUAUUUGAUCAGGAAGGCGGUAACAACGCUAAUCGAACUUACACGAAAGUAAGGAGAGUCAUACCGGUAGAUUUCAACUCAAUGUUAGCUAAGGCAAUGAGAGAACUGAGAGAUCUUCAUUCAAGAAUCGGAGAUAACGAAAAAUCCUUGUACUGGAAUCAAAAAUACGUAGACCUGGAAGAAGCAAUCUACGACGUACUGUUCUGGAAAGGGGUUUGGUUCGAUUUUGAUAUGAAACUUGGCAAACAUAGAGAAUACUUUUAUCCAUCUAACCUAGCACCGUUAUGGGCCGAAGUGUAUGGACCAGAGUCAGCUCAAGAGCUUGGAAAGAAUGCGUAUUCCUACCUCAUAUCUUCAGGUAUCACUUCUUAUUAUGGUGGGAUUCCCAACUCUUUGAAUAACACAGGAGAACAAUGGGACUUUCCAAUGGCAUGGGCACCUCUUCAAUCAAUAGCUAUUCAAGGUCUAAGAAGGAGUGGAAAUAAUGAUGCCCAAAAAUUGGCCAAGGAUUUGGCGGAAAGAUGGCUCUCAUCAACACUGACGGCUUUUAAGAGAACUGGAGAAAUGUAUGAGAAAUAUGACGCAGUUCACCCAGGACAGGCAGGAGGCGGUGGAGAGUAUACCGUACAGACAGGAUUUGGUUGGACAAAUGGGGUAGAUUUGGAGUUUAUUGUAGAUUUUUUCAGUUCGUAACUUUGUGAUAUUUUAGCUUGAAGUUCAAGAUGUAAAUAUGUAUAUUUAUAUACCAUUAAUUCCAUAUAAUCACAUGUAUAUAAUUAGAAUUAAAUUCGUUGAAAAGCA
Molecule: messenger RNA, 1947 nt
Organism: Harmonia axyridis
Lineage: Eukaryota; Metazoa; Arthropoda; Insecta; Coleoptera; Coccinellidae
Product: trehalase-like
Exons: 2
Coding region: 175-1839 (554 amino acids)
Biological process (GO): trehalose catabolic process
Molecular function (GO): alpha,alpha-trehalase activity
Source: RefSeq, a predicted model, not a curated record